AUGGAUCGGCUGACAUUCUGGGAACUCGUCCGUACGAAAGCACCGGUCGAGCCGGCUCCCGGCCCCCUGAAGUUGCAGAAAAUCUUCGAUGAACCACAGACUGCGUUGGAGAGGGAGGACUUGGCCCGUGACGUGCAGUACAUGGAAGUGGUCGGGAAGAGCACACUGCGGCUGGCGGCAGCGGUGGCAGAAUCCGCACGCGACCCAAGCCGGACGCGGGAGAGCUUGAGCAGCCAAGUGGAGAAAUACUUGGAUGAAGCACGUGCGGCAGACUUGCUCAUCAAGACCGGCCUGAUCGAUCUGGGCACAAGGAGCGGCGUUUGCAAGAUGUUCUAG
Symbiodinium necroappetens is the source of this 336-nucleotide messenger RNA. The record is from the annotation of a GenBank genome assembly. NCBI's taxonomy places the organism in Eukaryota, Dinophyceae, Suessiales, Symbiodiniaceae.